UGCCGGCUUCCCCGCCCCCGGCCAGCUGCUGGUCACCGGCAGCAGCUCAGCUCCCAUGACACCCGCAAAGGCGUCCCAGCGCUGCAGGAGCGUCCGGAGAAACGCCAGCCAGCGCUACCUCUACCAGGAGUCCCUGCUGCUCAGCAACUUGGAUGACAGCUUUAAUGCUGAUGAAACAGGGGACAGCAAUGAUCCGGAACAAAUCUUCCAGAACAUACAAUUCCAGAAAGAUCUCAUGGCGAACAUUCGCUGCAGACCCUGGACCAUGGGGCAGAAGCUGAGGGCGUUGAGACGGGCAAAGGAGAUUGUGCUGAAGUUUGAAGGCAGGCUGACCAGGACCCGAGGCUACCAGGCGGCGGGUGCAGAGCUCUGGCGGAAAUUUGCUCGUCUCGCCUGUAACUUCGUGGUCAUCUUCAUUCCCUGGGAAAUGCGCAUAAAGAAAAUCGAGAGUCAUUUUGGGUCUGGCGUUGCCUCCUACUUCAUAUUCUUGAGAUGGCUGUUUGGAAUCAACAUCGUGCUGGCCGCGAUGACAGGUGCUUUCAUUGUCAUUCCAGAGCUGCUCGCGGGCCAGCCCUCUGGCAGCACGGCCAGGAAGUCCAUCCCCAAGGAGCAGGAGGGCUCUGCCCAAGACCUGGACACCGUCUGGUCCCUGGGGGGCUACCUCCAGUACUCCGUCCUCUUCUACGGCUACUAUGGCAGGGAGCGGCGGAUCGGGAGAGCUGGCUACCGGCUGCCCUUGGCCUACUUCCUGGUGGGGAUGGCCGUGUUUGCGUACAGCUUCAUCAUUCUCCUAAAAAAGAUGGCUAAGAACUCCCGCACCAGCCUGGCCAGCGCCUCCAGAGAAAACUACACCUUCUGCUGGCGGGUGUUUUGCGCCUGGGAUUACCUCAUCGGGAACCCGGAGGCCGCGGAGAGCAAGACAGCCGCCAUCGUGAACAGCAUCCGGGAGGCCAUCCUGGAAGAGCAGGAGAAGAAGAAAAGCAAAAACCUGGCCGUGACCGUCUGCCUGAGGGUCGUCGCCAACAUCCUGGUGCUGCUGUCGCUGGCCGGGAGCAUCUACCUCAUCUACUUCGUGGUGGACCGGUCCCAGAGGCUGGAGCAGUCCAAGAAGGAGCUGACGCUCUGGGAAAAGAAUGAGGUGAGCGUGGUGGUCUCUCUGGUCACCAUGCUGGCGCCGUCGGCCUUCGACCUCAUCGCGGCCCUGGAGAUGUACCACCCGCGGACCACGCUGCGCUUCCAGCUGGCGAGGGUCCUUGUGCUGUACCUGGGGAACCUCUACAGUCUGAUCAUUGCCCUCCUGGACAAAGUCAACAGCAUGAGCAUCGAGGAAGCUGCUACCGCAAACAGCACAAGCCCUUGGUCGGAUCCCACCACUUUGUUUGCCACCGGGACAGCCCCUGCAGCAGCACCGUGGCCCACGCCGGGGCCCGGGGUGGGGCUCAGGAGGAACAGCACAUGGGCCUCGGACGGGACCAGCCUCGCGACCCACGCCACGCCGCUCGGGAAGGCCAACGGCACCACGCUGGUCACGCAGGGUGCGCCCGACCAGUGCUGGGAAACAUACGUAGGCCAGGAGAUGCUGAAGCUCUCCAUCAUUGACAUGCUCUUCACCGUGGCCAGCAUCCUGCUCAUAGACUUCUUCCGGGGACUUUUCGUCCGGUACUUAAGUGACUACUGGUGCUGGGACCUGGAGAACAAGUUUCCGGAAUACGGGGAAUUCAAGAUAGCUGAGAACGUGCUGCAUUUAGUCUACAACCAAGGAAUGAUUUGGAUGGGGGCCUUCUUCUCGCCCUGUCUCCCUGCGUUCAACGUGUUCAAGCUCAUCGGGCUCAUGUACCUGCGGAGCUGGGCCGUGCUGACCUGCAACGUGCCGCACCAGCAGGUGUUCCGAGCCUCCAGAUCCAACAACUUCUACCUGGCGAUGCUGCUGUUCAUGCUGUUCCUGUGCAUGCUGCCGACCAUCUUCGCGAUUGUCCGCUACAAGCCUUCUCUCAACUGCGGCCCCUUCAGCGGACAGGAGAAAAUCUACGACAUCGUGUCGGAGACGAUUGAGAAGGACUUCCCCGCGUGGUUCGGCUCCGUGGUGGGACACGUCAGCAGCCCCGUGGUCAUCCUGCCGGCCGUGCUGCUGCUGUUCCUGCUCAUCUACUACCUGCAGAGCAUCGCGCGGUCUCUGAAGCUCAGCAACCACCAGCUCAGGAUGCAGAUCCAAAACGCGAGAUCAGAGGACAAGAAAAAGGUUGCCCAAAUGGUGGAAGCCCGGAUCCAGACCCAGGAGGAAAGCGCCAAGAGGCUUCCAAAGGACGGCGACCGGGUCAGCCAGCUGUCCUGGGCGGUCUCGGCCGCGCCCCAGAACGAGGGCAACGCGGCCAACUUCGACUCCACGAGCAGCAAGAGCAGCAGGAUCGAGGUGGUCGCCCAGUCCGUGCCCCAGAGCCCCAGGCCGGGGCCCAGGGCUCCUGGCUCGCCUCUUCCCGGAGCCUCCAAAUCCCGGCCCGGCCACGGCUCUCACAGGUACCCACGGGGUCUCUGCGCUAGCACAGGGGACCUCCGCAAGAGCAGGCCGCGCACACCCGUGACGUCCGCAAAGCACGGGGGCGACGCCCACUCGGAGCCGCUUUUCCGGAAAGACUUCCAGCAAAUGGACGCCUCCCGCCACGGGCCGGGGGUCUCGGCCAUGGUGGCACACGGCCCCGGGCCCCACACCCCCAGAUACUAUGUCGUUCACGAGCAGGACUCUCACCAGAAAAGCCGUCCGGCUUUCUGGCCAGAAAGACAUUUCAAGAUAGAUGCCUCGGGUGACAUCGUGGAGGUGUACCCCAAAAACGUGUGGCCUUACGUGCCCCGCGUGCUCCCCGAGCUCCGCUCUCCACAGCUGAGCGAGGAAGAGGAGGAGAGGCCGGGGAGAGAUUUGACCAAGUGGUCCUUCCCCCCACGAUCCCUCACAGACCUCCGCCGGGCUCCCCACUUUUACACGGGCGGCGGGGCAGAGGGCCGGGCCCCGGCUCCGGAGCGCCAGGGACGGGCGCACCACCAGUCCUGGAACGACGGUUUCGGGGGCCAGCCGGGCAGGCCGGCGAGUGCGCACAGAAAGCCACGCUGCCGCUCGGCCCGCUACCCGCAGCAGCACCCUCUCAGGCCCAGGGCCAGGCCCCGGUUCGAGCCACCGGUCGCAGAGUCUGACUCCUUGUCGGCGGCGUCCAGCAGUGACCCCCAGAACAGCAGCACCGACCAGUACCUGCAGGUCACCCACAGCCGGGGCCCCAGGCCCGCGGGCCGGCUCGGCAGGCGGAAGGCCCAGUCGGGGCCGGAGCUGGCCCUGGAUCUGGACGACCUGAUCUGCUCUAACGUCUAGGCCUGCCGGGCGUCCCCGUGCGGGGCUCAGGCCCCACUGGCCGCCCGGGCCGGCACAGGCCUCUGCCCUCUGGGGAGGGAGCAGCACUUGGGGGGGGGACCUGUGGGCACGUCCCCGGGGCUGGCCGAGGCCCCGGGAGUCCCAGGGCUGCAACCACAGCGAGGAGUCGUGCCUGUGGGUCCCCUUGCGUCCAGCACGCAGGAGCGAUCAGCCUUUAUGUCAAGAAAACUUUGGUCCUUUGCCUCCUCCCGGUGGCCAGGAAUCACAGGCACGCCGGAGGACUCUCGUCCGGACUGCAGAGGCCUCACCCACCACGCCUGUGGUAUGCGCGAGCCGUUUGAUUGCGAUGCUCUCUUGCGACACGCCAAAGUCGGCCUUCCCUGGUAAGCACCUGGGCUCGCCAGGCUGCCCGCGAGGGUUUCUCAAGGCUCGGUUUGUAGGCGUCACCGGCUCGGCAGUGACGAGGGGAGCUGGCAUUCACCGAGAGCCCGUUUUGCUCUGGCUGCCGGUCGGUGUGUGUUCAUUAGCCAGGACACUCGGGCUGGGAGCAACCCGAGGUUUCCCUCAAGGUUUGUUGGUUUGUUUAAAGGAAAAGCAAAGCCCCGGCACCAAGCCGGACCCGGGCCCCGCUGGAGCCCAGGGAUGGGACACCCGGGAAUGUCUCUGUCACCUCUCUGCUCUGUCCCCGUGUCCCGUCCUCAUUUUGUCCUACACCAAGGGCUCCCUCCAUGCGUGGGGGAGGAAUCCACAGCCACGGAAGGUGCCGGGCUCUUUCUGCAGGGAAGGCCUCGACCCUCUUUUAGAAAAGGGGAUCACCUGAUUAGGUGCGGCCCACACGGAUAAUCUCCCUUUUGAUUAACUCAGAGUUAACCGAUUGGGGAUCUUAAUUACGUCUUCGAAAGCACUUCGCCUUCGCCGCGUCUGAGCGUCAACUCCCGUUACCCUCCCCAGCGCCUGAAGACUCCAGGAGCGGAGAUGGCGCAGGGCGCGUGUAACGGGGCGGCGGUCUUGGAGGCCAGCCACAAACACUUAAUAAGUAUUAGUUGACUGUGAACAGGAGGGCGAACGAAUGAACGGACUGUGCUAAUGAACGAGUCACGAGUGGCAUGGCCACAGGAUCAUGUUCCAAGACUUGUUGCCUGUUCUAAUCAGAAAGCAAAGUUCGGUGUCAAUAGCGCCAUUCUGAAAGCACACACGCGUGCUAACACGCUCCCCCAAGUUUAUGCACAGCAGCGCGCAUAUCCGCAAAUGUCUCGCCACGCUAAAUUCAGGAGGCCGCGGUCUCCUCGGGGCCGUGCGUUCUCCGAUGCCGCGGGAACGGCCUUGCGUGGCCGAGGGGCUCCCGGGUCCCAUGAAGGGGGUUCUGUCCCCCAGGCGUUGUCCUGGGACCGCGGCCUUGGGCUUCCUGGGACAUCAAAGCACCUUUUGGAAAAGGCCGGCCCUGCUCUCGGCACCCUCGGAGGCACCUGUGUGGGGCACCCCAUGGCAGCUGGGGGCGGGCGCGCCGGAGACGUCCGGAGGAAGCGCGGGCACUGCUGGCGCACGCCGGGGUGGGGAGCUCGAGCUCACACUGCUCGCCGCCUCUGGCGCUUCCUGCCGCGCCGUGCCUUCAGUCUGGAGCAACGCCAAAGACGCAGAGCCGCGCAGAUGCUCGUGUGGCCAGCGCCGGCAUCCCCCGGGGGGGCCAGCAACCGUUGAGACUGAAAUCUUAUUUCCACCUACCCAUCGUGUCAGCAGUGAUAAAGAAAACGCUGUCUCACGGUAUAAUCAAAGCCCAGGCUCAGCCUCCCGCUGCGUCCCGUUCUCCCCACACCUGCCAGGGUUUGGGGCAGGAGCUUUUGGCCUGUAGUUCAUAGUUACAGACGUGUGUGUGUGUGUGUGCAAAUAUGUAAGCAUCCAUAAGCAACACGCGAGCACAUUUUACUUGUGCGCAUGCCGUCACUGCACACGCCAUUGCGCGUGUGUGCGGUUUCGAGGUCUGUCUGAGAAAUGCGUUGAUCAGACUCGCCUGUUAUGACUGCUGGGUGGCGUUUCGUCCUAGAAUAAACUGCAUAUACUAUCUACCCGAUUCCUGCUGGUGGGCGGUGAAGUCGUUUCUACUUCUCUGCUACUGACGUGCUAAACAUUUCCGCGUGCCUUCCAUGGCCCUGGUGCCCGCGUGCUGGGACGUGGCGGUCGGUUCUCUGAGAGGGAGGCCCCAGCUCACGGGGGACGGGCGUGUCCGCCGUGCCGGACGCAGACCCUGCGCACGCUCUGUCCACAGCGGGCGUGACUGUGUUUCUCACCGCCUCGCCAGUGCGCGAU
This is a messenger RNA of Microcebus murinus (gray mouse lemur), 5659 nucleotides long. RefSeq names its product transmembrane channel like 3 (gene TMC3). The record is from RefSeq and is a predicted model, not a curated record. Gene Ontology annotation, molecular function: mechanosensitive monoatomic ion channel activity. Gene Ontology annotation, cellular component: plasma membrane. Lineage: Eukaryota; Metazoa; Chordata; Mammalia; Primates; Cheirogaleidae.